Letharia lupina is the source of this 1365-nucleotide messenger RNA. RefSeq lists its product as uncharacterized. The record is from RefSeq and is a predicted model, not a curated record. The coding region runs from base 1 to 1365 and encodes 454 amino acids. The transcript has 2 exons. Gene Ontology annotation, cellular component: dynactin complex. Lineage: Eukaryota; Fungi; Ascomycota; Lecanoromycetes; Lecanorales; Parmeliaceae.
AUGCCACUGAGCGUGGUAAAGAGCGAAGGAUCUAGUUUCAUUAAUCCAGAUCCAGAGGAAAGAGCGGUCAGCGAACCUUGGAUCCUGAGCUGCGGGUACUGCAAUUGGUCGACCCUUGACAUUGGCUGGCGGUUCGAAAGCAACAAGAACAUGCACCAACAGAUGGCCAAGCUCAAGGUUGGAGGACGGCCCAGGUCUACUCGCGUAAUGCCUACGGACUUCGCCAAAUCUGUGGGAUCUGGACCUUCAUCCGAGACUGAGUCAACGUCUUUGUCUGCGCUGGACAACGAUCCUGACGCCGCGUUCGCUGCAGUUAGAUCUUUCUACUCCUCUCAGCUGUCAGCUUCCAAUCCUUCGGACCCACUUCUCACUCCCUCCGGAGGUUACAAUUAUAGCUCUCCGAGCAGUCUUGCACGUAUCAUGAGCCUCUAUACUGGCCGCUCCUUUGGCAAGAAGGAUACGGGAAAAUCCACCCUCAUGCGAGAAACUGCCGAAAUUUCAGAAGGACUCAGGAUUGUGUAUCCUGCUUCUGAUGACGAAGCUGUAAAAAAGCUACGUACCGAAGGCUGGACAGGAAUUGCGAGCGUAGCUCAACAAGCCGAACAGCGUCAUGUGUCUCGGUUCGUCGAUGACCUACGUCCAAUGGGCCCCCUCCUCCGCACGAAACGCAGCAAACGCUGUCGGGCUUGCCGGCACUUGCUCGUGAGGCCAGAACAGAAGGUCCAAAGUACACGCUUCAAGAUCAGGCUUGUAGCCUUGAAUUACAUUCCAACCAUAUCACUUAAGCCAUUACAGCCAUCACCUUCUGCCGAGCUACCUCUGAUUGAUCUCAAAGCGUUGACGCCACUGCGACCAAGCCAAUUUCUGGUCACUCUCAAGAACCCUCUCUUUGACGCUGUCAAAGUCACCCUUGCAACACCUGUACAAACUCCUGGGCAGUAUACCCACAAAGUGACCGUUCUCUGCCCAGAGUUUGACAUUGGCUCCAACGUAGACCAGUGGGACGAGGCCCUCGGUGAUGGUAAGAGCCGAAGAUCCAGUAAGCUCUUUAGCAUUUCGAAAGUUGAGUAUGCGGGAGGUGAGGGUGGAAGGAUAGCCGAGGCUGGUAAGGUCUGGGAGAAAGGGAGGAACUGGACAAGCGUUGUGGUCGAGGUCGCUUGUGCAGCUAUUGCGGAGAGUGAGGAAUUGGAAGACGAUAUAGAUGUGCUCGAAAUACCCAUGUUUGUGAGAAUGGAAUGGGAGGCUGAUUUGGAACGGGAAGGGAAAGAUGAGGCAAAGGGCGAGAAGAAGGAGAAGAGAGAACUAGCAUACUGGACUGUUCUUGGUGUUGGGAGGGUAGGGAAGCUCGAAGCAGCAUCAUCCUAG